Molecule: messenger RNA, 1442 nt
Organism: Quercus robur (English oak)
Lineage: Eukaryota; Viridiplantae; Streptophyta; Magnoliopsida; Fagales; Fagaceae
Exons: 7
Coding region: 342-1259 (305 amino acids)
Source: RefSeq, a predicted model, not a curated record
AGCCCAUCAGGAUUCCAAAUCCCACGUGAGGCUAGUGGCUCUAGGCUCUACCGACUGGUAAUGCUAAUAACUGCUGAUAGGAAAUUCGUGGCCCAAACGUGUUUCACAAACACAGUUUUUUUUCCAUAUGGAAAAAGUGAGCAGAGAAAGGAGAAAAAGAAAUGAAAAGAAAGUGAGAAACCAACAAAAGCGGGAAAACUUCGAAUUAGGAAAAAAAACUACCACACCACAAAGCCAAAGCCGCCCACACCAACAUUGUAUAUAAAUACUCUCUUCUUUCUUUUUUAGGGUUCAAAACAAAAGUUUCUCGUAGCUUCCACACAGUGUGGUUUAGGUUCGCCAUGGACGAUGUUAGGGCAAGCUCAGCUUGGGUCGCCUCCCACUCUUCCCAUGUCGUCGUCGACUCCGCAGGGAUUGAGAAAGUUGUGGACAAUAUUGGGCCAAUCCCAAAAGUGGAGUGGGAUUUCGAAGGGAUUCACUAUUUUGAUAAUGGCCCUCUCACUGUACAGUACCUGUUUGUUCUGGACGCUUUGAAUUUCUGUUUUUGGCCUGACAAGGAGCUCAAUUAUGAUCAUUUGGCCUCGGGGCUAAAGGCUGUUCUACAAAAUGACCAAUCUGCAUUUGAUGCAGAUCGCCUGCAAAAGUACACUGGUCCUCAAUUACGUGAGCUAUUGAAGUGGCCUAGACCACUUCCAUUGGAGGACGAAAGAGUUCGUUUACUUCAUGAGGUUGGCUGUGAACUGGAAAGAAGUUUUGACGGCAAAGCAUCCAAUCUUGUCAAGUCCUGUGGAAAAUCAGCCCUAGAACUUGUAGCUCUUGUUACACGUCACUUUCCUGGCUUUCGAGACCACACGCUGUACAAGGGCCACCAGGUAUUCUUGUACAAAAGAGCUCAAAUAUUUGUGGCAGAUUUAUGGGGUGCAUUUAAGGGCCAAGCAUAUGGGCAAUUUAAUGACAUUGGCUCAAUCACUAUAAUGGCGGACUAUAUUGUUCCAGCAGUACUGCGGCAGCUUGGUGUGCUAAGAUAUAGUUCAACCCUUGCCAGCACUAUUGAAGCCAAUAGUGAAAUAGUUCCAGGCAGUGAGGAAGAGGUUGAACUACGAGCUUGCUCUGUACAUGCCGUGGAGAAAAUGAGGGAGUUGAUCAGUAUGAAAUCAGGAAAGCAGGUGCUGAGUGUGGAGUUAGACCUCUGGCUCUGGGCUUCUGGGGUUCAAUGUUCAUCUCUGCCACACCAUCGAACUCUCUCAAUAUAUUAUUGAGCGUACGUUACACCAUGGUAGCUUUCUUCUUAUAUAUAUUUUAGUGAAAAUUAUUAAGAUCUUGGGUGAAGUUUUUGGACAAGUGUGACAAGAAAAUGAUUUGACGUUGAGUUGCUAAAUGAAAUAUUUCAUUAAGUGCUACUUUUUCCAAUGGGCCCUGGAGCUAUGGCUGCAGUUAUUUUA